CCAGCCCCUUCCGCUUCUCAGGCCUGACCUUCCUGCCGCCCGGCUGAGCCGCUACUGCCGCGUUUUCGCGAUUCGACCCGACGCACCCCCUCUCGCGACAUCAUGGUGGCGUACUGGCGACAGGCUGGACUCAGCUACAUCCGAUUCUCUCAGAUCUGUGCAAAAGCAGUGAGGGAUGCACUGAAGGCAGAAUUCAAAGCAAAUGCCGAGAAGACUUCUGGCAGCAGCAUAAAAAUUGUGAAAGUAAAAAAGGAAUAAUCAACCCUGACUAAAGCUUGAAAUGCUACAUUUUCAAGGUGAAGAAGUGUGGGCACGUAUUAUGGCAAAUUAAAAUCAUCUCACUUCAUGGAAAAAAAAAACUGUCUUGUUCAUAAAUUGACAAUGCCAAUAAAUUGAUGUAUGGUUCACUCUUA
Molecule: messenger RNA, 413 nt
Organism: Urocitellus parryii (Arctic ground squirrel)
Lineage: Eukaryota; Metazoa; Chordata; Mammalia; Rodentia; Sciuridae
Gene: Atp5f1e
Product: ATP synthase F1 subunit epsilon
Biological process (GO): proton motive force-driven mitochondrial ATP synthesis
Cellular component (GO): mitochondrial inner membrane
Molecular function (GO): proton-transporting ATP synthase activity, rotational mechanism
Source: RefSeq, a predicted model, not a curated record